Molecule: messenger RNA, 1726 nt
Organism: Arachis stenosperma
Lineage: Eukaryota; Viridiplantae; Streptophyta; Magnoliopsida; Fabales; Fabaceae
Product: rosmarinate synthase-like
Exons: 2
Coding region: 228-1544 (438 amino acids)
Molecular function (GO): acyltransferase activity, transferring groups other than amino-acyl groups
Source: RefSeq, a predicted model, not a curated record
CCUAAACCAUUAAUUAAAGUGAAGCAUGGUGUUCCUGAAUAAAUAUGAACUACCAACCUCCACCGAAUCUCUUUAAUAAUCUCAACUGUCCUCGCAAAACCCAACUUGUACUCUUUCUUUUAUUAGAAGUCUUUAAUAUGUGUAUGUGUUCCCACUUCUCUAUAUAGACACACACCAAUCCGUUUAUUGUGAUACAUGUAAGCAUAAGUGUUUUAAUUUCUUAAUAUAUGGCGAGCAUUACUACUUCUCAUUCUCCAUCGUCGUUGAGUGUGACCUUGCACUCCAAGCUCACAGCAGUAUCAAGUGAACCAACCGGGUCGGGUAAGACCCACCAUGAGCUUUCUGCAUUGGACCGUGCCAUGGCUCAACACACACUGCAUAUGGUUUUCUAUUAUAGGGACCAGGAUGAGUCGUUUGGGUUACAUGACUUGGAUUCGUGGAGGGAAUCAUUGUCUACGGUUCUUACCAUGUACCCCACAAUGACGGGUAGGUUGUUGUUGGAGCAGGGGCAUGAUGGUAAUUGGCAAGUUAGGUGGAACGAUGCGGGUGUUAGGGUGGUUAAGGGCAGCGUGGAUGGCAGCCUCAGUGAGUGGCUUAAUUCUGCAACUGCUUCCCAAGAGAAGCUUCUGGCGUCUUGGAACCAUAUGCCUGUUGAUCCUACCACCUGGUCUCCCUUUCGAAUUCAGGUAAGCAAUUUCAAAGAAGGAGGUGUUGCAAUAGGAAUAAGUUGUAGUCACAUGCUUGCUGAUCUAACUUGCUUAGCUUCAUUCAUCAAAUCAUGGACACUAGUUCACCGAAACUUACCCAUUACCAACCCUCCUUCCUUCACUCCACUCCCUUUUUCGCCGUCGUCGCCGCCGCCACUUUCAAACGGCCAUGCUAAGCUGCCACCUCCACAGCAAGCAAAAGACAUGGCCAAAGCCACUUUCAAGUUUUCCAGUUCAACAAUGCAACAGUGCCUCUCCAAUGUCCAUCACAUUUGCCCCAAUGCCACCCCAUUUGAUUUUCUUUGUGCAUUGUUUUGGACUAGAAUCUCUCACUUGAAGCCAUUGAAAAACAAUGAUCAAACUCACUCUCUAUCCAUUUGCAUAGAUUUCAGAAAGAAGCUUCUUAAAGAACCAAUCCCUUUUGGUUACUUUGGAAAUGCUCUGCAUUUCACAAUGCUUUCUCUUAAAGGUGAAGAUUUUGGAAGUGUAGUUAGUGCAGUGAAUAGGCACUUGGCAGGGAUUCAAGAAGAGGAGAUACGGUGUGCCAUAGAACGGUUAGGAUCAUCGAAUCGUUGCAUGUAUGGGGAAGAAUUAACCUGUGUUUGCAUGGAAUCUCUGCCAUAUGAAGCAAAGUUUAGUGAUAAUGAGAAGCCGGUUCAUGUUUCAUGUCAUGUAGGGAAUGUGGCUGGGAAAGGUUUGAUCAUGAUGAUGCCUUCUUGUGAAGAAGGGCUUGCAAGAACUGUGACAGUUAUGCUGCCACAUGAAGAGCUUGCUGAAUUAAUCAAAGAUGAAGCUAUAUUGCAGUUGGAUCCAACUACUUUGCUUUCUGAUAUAUAAUAUCAUAAAGAUUUGGUUUAGAAACCAUAAAAUAUUUAAGGGCAGACAAUUUUAACCAUGAAAGAUCAAAUGUUUUUACAUCUUUUAUAGUUAGACUUGUUGGUGCCCAAAUCUUUUAUGGUAAAAAAUGGUCAUUUAUUCUUUGGUUUAUGUAUAAAUUGCAAGAGUGGACAUUUUUCCAU